AUGUCUUCAUUUGCCUGUUGGCUGUGCCCAGAGAAGUUCAAGUCCAACAGAGACCGCAAAAACCACCUGAUUUCGAGGCCUCAUGAGCGGAUGCGGGUCCUGUGCCCUUUCUGUCCCCUCCGAGAUGGUAAGAAGGAGAAGUCUCUGCGUCGUAUGAGUGACCUCAAAGUGCACAUCGCAGAUAGCCACAAAGCGGAGAAAAGGAUUUCAUCAGACAGCCUUCCUUCCGAUUUCUUCUCUGAGGCGAAUGGGUUCUGGCUGGCAGUACACCCCAAGGAUUAUCUGAAGCUGAUCACUCCUAAUUCUUGGCGGGCUGAUGCGGCUGUGCGGGCACGGACUGAGAUGAUUAGGUGGAUUAGAGUAAACCAGCUGAGCAAGCGCCGUCUACAGGAAUUGGAACAGGGAUGGGAGGCAGCCCGUGCACCCUCAUUGACACCGGAGGAGAAGUUCGUGCCGGACUACAGCGAGGAGCCUGAGGAAGACCUACAAGCACGGAAGAGAGCCAGGGAGUACUCCCCCUCCAGACCUGACCUCACUAGUGACUUUCAGCUCAAGACCAUCAGUCUAGAGGGUGGAGUGAUAAGCGUCUAUAUCACCAAGGAGGAUGAAGUCUAUAACGUCACCCUGACUCCAGAGGCAGCUCGGAAUCCUCAACUUCUGUCUUCUUUCAUGAGGAAGUCCCAGACACUGACCCAUGAUCCAUUUUUCCAGACACCGCCCACCAUGACUCCCGUGACCUCCCCAUCCAUAAAGAAAGUGCUGUCCAUUGUCCUGGCUGUGGGUCCUGAGCACUUUCAGAGCAUCAGGAAUGGAACCUGCCCCCCAGCAUAUGUACCAUCUAAGAUGUCCAGUGCAUGCCAUCCGCAGGAUCCUUCUCCCAUCCCAGGUCAACCAGAGAGCUCCACCAUUCCAUGCCAGCUCCAGGAUCUCUUCUCCAUUGAUAGCCAGCCAGAGGGCCCCCCUACCAUCGACAGCCAGCCAGAGGGCCCCCCUACCAUUGACAGCCAGCCAGAGGUCCCCCUUCCAAUGAACAUCCUGUUAUUCUCUCAGACCAGCCAACUUUUGCCAUUCCUGUGGGUUUCAGAGGGCCACCUGAAAUUUCUCUGGCCAAGGACACUCCUGCCGAAGACCCAGCCAGCAUUGCAAGUGGAUCCAUUCUGGUGGAACUGGCAGAUCCAGACGCCCUGGCCUCCCUCAUCAACGUACCACCUCUUUGCACAGGAGGAGACAGCCAGCGAAGCAAGCCAGCCAGUUCUUUUUAUGCCGAUCCCCUUGCUCCAGCUGUCCCCAACACUACGGCAUCCAGUUCCACCAGUUCUGACGCUGCAGGAACCAGUUUAA
This is a messenger RNA of Magallana angulata, 1341 nucleotides long. RefSeq lists its product as uncharacterized. The transcript has a single exon. The record is from RefSeq and is a predicted model, not a curated record. NCBI's taxonomy places the organism in Eukaryota, Metazoa, Mollusca, Bivalvia, Ostreida, Ostreidae. The coding region runs from base 1 to 1341 and encodes 446 amino acids.